Messenger RNA from Raphanus sativus (radish), 2476 nucleotides. Its product is annotated as DEAD-box ATP-dependent RNA helicase 21. The transcript has a single exon. The record is from RefSeq and is a predicted model, not a curated record. Bases 148 to 2274 code for a protein of 708 amino acids. Gene Ontology annotation, biological process: mRNA splicing, via spliceosome. Lineage: Eukaryota; Viridiplantae; Streptophyta; Magnoliopsida; Brassicales; Brassicaceae. Gene Ontology annotation, cellular component: catalytic step 2 spliceosome. Gene Ontology annotation, molecular function: RNA binding; ATP binding; RNA helicase activity.
GAACAGAGACGAGAGAGAGAGAGAGAGAGAGAGAGAGAGAGAGAGAGAGAGAGAGAGAGAGAGAGAGAGAGAGAGAGAGAGAGAUCUUCUUUAGCUUUAUCCCCUCCUGCAAGCGAACACGCUCUCAAACUAACUCUUCAACCAUCGAUGAAGCGAUCAAUCAACGAAGUCUCCGCAUCCACGCCCUUGAACUCACUCGACUCCGCCAAUCCUAAAAAGCCCGUCUUCCUCACCAAAGCCCAGCGCGAAGAACUAGCCCUAAAACGCCGCCAAGAUCAAAUCUCCGAUCAACGCCUCCGCCGCGAACAACCAAAUCACUCUAAUCCGGAAACCGAAGACGCCAACGGCGACCACAGUAAUCACCGAGAUCGUGACCUAGACCGCGAUAGGGAGAGAGACAGAGGACGCGAUAGAGACAGAGGGCGCGAUCGCAAACGCGAUCGCGAGCCAGACCACCGGCGAAUCCGAGAACGGGAGAGAGAGGAGGAAGCCAAGGCACGCGAGGCGGCGCGCGCGGAGAAGCUAGUGGAGCGGGAGCGGGAGAAGGAGCUGGACGCGAUCAAGGAGCAGUACCUGGGAGGGAAGAAGCCGAAGAAGAGAGUCAUAAGGCCGAGCGAGAAGUUCCGCUUCUCCUUCGACUGGGAGAACACCGAGGACACCUCUCGCGACAUGAACGCGCUCUACCAGGACCCCCACGAGGCCCAGCUCCUCUUCGGCAGAGGCUUCCGCGCCGGCAUGGACCGCCGCGAGCAGAAGAAGCAGGCCGCCAAGCACGAGAGGGACACGCGAGACGAGAUCCGCAGGAAGGACGGCGUGGCGGAGAGACCCGAAGAGGCAGCUGCUCAGAAGGUGAGAGAAGAAGCUGCUGACGCGUACGACUCGUUCGACAUGAGGGUUGAUAGGCAUUGGACUAAUAAGAGGCUGGAGGAGAUGAGCGAGAGGGAUUGGCGUAUCUUCAGAGAAGACUACAACAUCUCUUACAAAGGCUCUAGGAUCCCUCGUCCGAUGAGGAGCUGGGAGGAGAGCAAACUGACUUCCGAGCUUUUGAAAGCUGUGGAGAGAGCUGGAUACGAGAAGCCUUCUCCUAUCCAGAUGGCAGCUAUACCGCUUGGGCUGCAACAGCGUGACGUUAUCGGCAUUGCGGAGACUGGUUCUGGAAAGACUGCUGCUUUUGUGCUGCCCAUGUUAGCUUACAUAUCUAGGUUACCGCCUAUGAGCGAGGAGAACGAAACGGAGGGUCCUUACGCUGUGGUUAUGGCACCUACUAGGGAGCUUGCUCAGCAGAUUGAGGAGGAAACUGUUAAGUUUGCGCAUUAUCUAGGCUUUAGGGUGACUUCUAUUGUGGGUGGUCAGUCCAUUGAGGAGCAAGGGUUGAAGAUAACGCAAGGGUGCGAGAUUGUGAUCGCCACUCCUGGUCGUUUGAUUGAUUGUCUUGAGAGGCGGUAUGCUGUGUUGAACCAGUGUAACUACGUGGUUCUUGAUGAGGCGGAUCGGAUGAUAGACAUGGGGUUUGAACCUCAGGUUGCUGGUGUGUUAGAUGCGAUGCCUUCGAGUAACUUGAAACCCGAGAACGAAGAAGAGGAGCUUGACGAGAAGAAGAUUUACAGAACAACGUAUAUGUUCAGUGCUACAAUGCCUCCUGGUGUAGAGCGGCUAGCUAGGAAGUACUUGAGGAACCCUGUUGUUGUCACCAUUGGUACUGCAGGAAAGGCCACGGAUUUGAUUACUCAGCACGUGUUCAUGAUGAAAGAAUCUGACAAGUCCUUCAGGUUGCAGAAACUGCUCGAUGAGCUCGCCGACAAAACCGCCAUUGUCUUUGUCAACACAAAGAAAAACUGCGACUCCAUUGCUAAGAAUCUGGACAAGGCAGGGUACCGCGUCACGACUUUACACGGUGGGAAGUCUCAAGAGCAGAGAGAGAUCAGCUUAGAAGGGUUCAGAGCGAAGAGAUACAACGUUCUUGUUGCAACAGAUGUUGUAGGACGUGGAAUCGAUAUUCCAGACGUGGCUCAUGUCAUAAACUAUGACAUGCCUAAACAAAUAUCGACGUAUACGCAUCGUAUUGGACGUACAGGACGUGCUGGGAAAAGCGGUGUUGCUACUUCGUUCCUGACUCUUCAUGAUACUGAAGUGUUCUAUGAACUGAAGCAGAUGCUUGUUCAGAACAACAGUGCGGUGCCUCCAGAGCUGGCUAGGCAUGAAGCGUCCAGAGUCAAACCGGGGACCGUUCCUGAUAGACCUCCAAGACAUAGUGACACUGUCUAUAUAAACUGAGCUCCGCUAGGGUCUGUGUUUGUUCUUGAAGUUUCCGUGUCACGUUUACCUUUUGGGAUAGAGUCUCAAGUGAUAUCAUGGGUUUAGAGUUUAGACGCAUGUUAUGUCUUUUAUGUUUUGUAGUUUGAUAGUUGAAGGAAGCAGUAGCAAGUGGGAUAGUUGAAAACUUGACUUUUGAAUUAUUUAGUGCUGAUUCUGUUUA